UGUGUGAAGAAAAAGAAAAGUAAUGAUUAAAUAAGAAUAUAUUUAUAAUUACAUUAUUGUAUGGAGUAACGUUUUGAUACAAGCAAAAACAUAAAAGAAAACCUGUUUUGUGAUGUUCUUAAGCGGCCAAACAAGCAAGGAUGGCGUCGACAGAGUAUCAAAAUUUAGAUCCUCUGACGUUCUCUCGGCGUCAGAAACGGAAAUCGGAUUCCCUCGAUCAAAUGAUAAUGCUGCAGGAAUCACGAAAGAGAGUAUUUCAGAUCAACAAAAUCUUAAAGAAGCCUGAACAAGAAAGAAGUGCUGAGGAGUCUGUAAUUCUUGAAACAAAUCCGGAUCUGGUUAAAAAAGCUGUAGAAAGAGCAAAAAUUCGAUGUAAAUUAAAAAGACGAGCAAUGGAGAUUGAAGAUUCUGCUGAAGUACUCAAACAGAAAUGUGAUCAACUUGCUGAAGCUAUUAAGAAGUCAAAAGGUAUUUGUGUCUAUACUGGAGCAGGAAUCAGUACAGCUGCUUCUAUUCCUGACUAUAGAGGACCAAAUGGUGUAUGGACACUUCUCCAAAAGGGACAAGAAUUAAAGCCUCAACAAUUUACUGAUGCAGAACCAACCAAAACUCAUAUGGGUCUGCUAACUCUUUACAAGCAUGGCAAGUUAAAACAUGUUGUAUCCCAGAAUUGUGAUGGACUUCAUCUCAGAAGUGGUCUCUCGAAAAGAAUCUUAUCUGAGGUUCAUGGCAAUAUGUACUUAGAGAUGUGUUACAAAUGUAAACCUUUUAAAGAAUACCUGCGCCUGUUUGAUGUCACCGAGAAGACAGGUGUACGCAGGCAUCAUACAUCCCGACGCUGUCACUACUGUAAAAACCUUCUUAGUGACACUAUUGUCCAUUUUGGUGAGAAAGGGCGCCUGUGUUCUCCGUACCGGUGGAAAGAGGCUGCAGCAGCAGCGGAAAACUGUGAUGUUAUUUUGUGCCUUGGAACCAGUUUGAAGGUACUAAAGAAAUACACCUGUCUGUGGUGUAUGGACAGAAAACCUUCAAAACGACCCAAACUUUUUAUUGUAAAUUUACAAUGGACACCAAAAGAUGUUUGUGCAACUUUAAAGAUCAAUGGAAGAUGUGAUGAUGUCAUGGAUCAAAUAAUGAAAAAAUUAGGGUGGAAAAUUACUGAAUAUUUAAGGGAAAAGGAUCCUAUGUUCCGUUUUGCUGUCCCUUUAUGUGCCCAUGAAUACAAGAGUACCACUGCUAAACAACUUAAAGUGCCUGACUCCAUGAAGGAAAAAUUUUGUAUAAAGUCCAAGAAAUCGAAUUCUGAAUCUAUGCAGAAUAAGGAAACUGAACAAUCAUCUCCUGCCAUGAUAUCUUCCAUUAAAACAGAAAUCCAAAGCCAACAUUCUUGCCAAGCACUAUCAUCUUUGCAAAGUUCGUCUGGAAAGAGUUUUCCACAUGACAAACACCACCUACCCAAUGCCUUAGACUCCAGUUAUGAGAACACGAAUUUAAAAUUAACUUUGAAAAGCAAUAUGUGUAGUUGUAGGUUUGUUGACAGCAGCGAAUGUACGCUAUGUUUUCUUAAGAACUCUUGUGAUAAAGACCAUUCCUAUUGCCGCCGGCGGCCAAGGAAUUUUCCACGUUCCUUAAACACCAUGCAAAAAAAGUCCCUCCCUUUACCUUGGUGCUCAGUUGCAACUAUCUUGAUGGAACAUGAUUAUCUUGCUUGGAAUCAGUUUCACACUCUUGUCGAAGCUGCUGGUUUCGUCGUCAGUCGACCACCGGCAUUGGCUGAUUGCAAAGUUACCAUGUGCCAAGACGAACAAUUAGCCAACAGUAAAUGUAACUUGGACUCUCGUCCUAAUUUUGAAUCUUUGCAUGGCUGUAAGUCAUUUCCAAAGUUUUGUAACACUAGUAGUAGUAGUAUUUGUAGCAGUAGUGGUAGUAGUGAGAGUAAAACCAGUAACCAAACGAAUGAAUCUCAAAGAAAUAUGACUUCCAAACCUACUACUACUACUACUACUACUCCUCGUUAUUGUGUUAGUUGUUUUUAUAACAAAGUGAAGUUCUCUAAGUUGUUAGCUCUGCAAGGUGAUGAUGAUGAUGAUGAUGAUGAUGGAGUGGGUCAUUCCAAUUUGAAUAAUACAGAGUCUGGUGACCGAGUUUCAGUAGCCAAUAGUGUUCAUAUCAAAACAGAAUCUGCUCAACCGGUUGCAGACCACUGCAAAGAAGAGGGGGAAGGUGAAGAAGUAGACGCUAGUUUUAAGUCUUCUUCACAAGGUAAAUUAUACAGUCAGUCUCGAUCUCGUUCAAUUCCAGGAUGGUUUGGUAAAGGUCUCAGCAUCCGUAAGAAAAGAAGACGAUUUUGACAAACUUUUAAAUGAUUAGGGAGAAAGCUCUUCUUAUUUAUAAUAAUAAUAAUAAUAAUAAUAAUAAUGAAUAAUAAUGGUUUCAGAUUUUGGCACAAGGCCAGCAAUUUUAGAGGAGGUAUUAAGUCGAUUAUGCUGACCUUAGUGUUCAACUUUAUUUUAUUUACCCGCAAAAUGAUAAAAGGUAAAGCUGGCCCCUGCAGAGUUUGAACUCAGAAUGUAAAGACUGACAAAAUACCGCUGGGCCCUUUUUUCAGUGUACUAGCAAUUCUGCCAGCUUGUUGCUUUAGUAAUAAUAAUAAUAUGGUGUUGAUUCCUUUACUUUUCUUUCAUGAGUUAGUCAGAGAAAGGGGAAUCGUCUCCAUCACCUCUACAGGUUCUCCUGCCUGAUGAAAUUAGCAUAAAACAUCAUGAGUCUGUGAAGAACAAAUACUGUUGAUUCAGUCAAUCCGGGUAUAUAACUGGUUCUUUUUUCAUUGAAUUCUUCUCUACUGAUUGAUAUUAAAAAUAUUGAGGAUAUUUGAUGGUUUCUCACUAUGGUACAAAUGUUGUUAAUUUAUUUGUCUCUGGUAUCUGACUAAGAUACUCUCUUUAACUGUUACAAGGACAGACCAAAAAAAAAAAACCCCAAAAACAAA
This is a messenger RNA of Octopus bimaculoides (California two-spot octopus), 2989 nucleotides long. RefSeq lists its product as uncharacterized. Gene Ontology annotation, molecular function: NAD+ binding; histone H3K18 deacetylase activity, NAD-dependent. Gene Ontology annotation, cellular component: nucleus; chromatin. The record is from RefSeq and is a predicted model, not a curated record. Lineage: Eukaryota; Metazoa; Mollusca; Cephalopoda; Octopoda; Octopodidae.